AGUUGUCCAGCGAACGUCAAGCUAAGCUACCGUUUUAUUAUCGAUCGCAUAGCGUUACUUCUACGCACUAAUUGCAUAAUGCGGGCGAUGUUGUUAUGCCAGUUGGUGGCACUGCUGCUCGGCAGUAGUGUCCAGCUAGGUGCUGAGCUGCAGGCAUAUCAGACAUUGCGAGAGCGGGUUAUGAAAGCAGAGCUAACAGCCUCGUUGGGUGGCAAUCUGUGGCUAUCAUCGGACGAGGAGAAGGCCAACAGCAUACUGAUGAAUGCCAAGCGGGCGGAAAUUGCUGAGGGCGUGAAAAAUCCCGAAAAGUAUGCGCCGGCAAUGCAUUUCUUUCACGGCAGACAAUAUGCGCGACAGAGCGAAGUGUUUCGCAUCAUACAAAAGAUGCCCAAGGGCGCAUUUCUGCAUGGUCACAAUACAGCUAUGGUUAGCUCCAAAUGGAUAAUACAAAAUUUGACCACAACCAACAAUCUCUACACCUGUCGCGAUAUCAACGGCGUGCUUAUAUUCACCUACAAAGCUAACGAUACCAUGUGCCACAGUGAGGAGCAAAACGUGUGCACCGAACGCAUCAACGCCGAGGAUCGCAAUCAAUACGAACGCCAGCUGGAGAAGCACAUUAACUUGUACACAGCCAAGCCAGAGACCUUACUGGUUGAUAGAAAAAAGCUUUGGCAACGCUUCGAGAACAUAUUCACAACUGUGGAUCGCUUGUAUAAAUAUCAGCCAACAUACUGUCUGUAUCAUAAGCGGCUGCUGGAGGAGCUCUGCGAGGAUAACAUCAUAUAUGCAGAGAUAAGAGCCUCGCUCUCACCUCUCUAUGAUGAUCAUAAUCGCACAUAUUCUGCACUGGAUGUGGCCAAUGAGCUGGAACGCAUAACGGAGGAGUUCAAGGCCAAGCAUCAUGACUUUGUGGGACUCAAGCUUAUCUAUGCCAAGCGUAAUCAGGCCUCUGAGGCACAAAUGGCCGAGCGUCUUAAAACUUUUAAGCAACUGCACGCUGCCAAGCCUAAUUUUAUAAUAGGUUUCGAUAUGAUAGGCAAUGAGGAUUCGGGAGAUUCAAUAAGCAAAUUUUUAAAUGAAUUUUCCGAUAUGCCCAGCACAGCCAACUUUUUCUUCCAUGCUGGCGAAACAAAUUGGCAUGGUCGCUCUAGCUGGAAUAUGAUGGACGCCAUACUGUUGAACACAAAACGCAUUGGGCAUGCAUUUGCCUUGCCCAAGCAUCCGCAGUUGUGGUCCACAAUCAAGAAGCGUAACAUUGCCAUUGAGGUUAGUCCGCUGUCCAAUCAGGUUUUGGGCUAUUUGUGGGAUUUACGCAAUCACCCGGCCACAUUUAUGAUUGCCGAAAACUUUCCCAUUGUGAUAUCAGCCGAUGAUCCCGGCGUCUGGGGUGCCAAAGGUCUUAGCUAUGACUUUUAUUACGCUUUCAUGGCCAUGGCACCAGCCGAAGCGGACUUACGUUUCCUCAAGCAGCUGGCAUUAAACUCAAUCAAAUAUUCCGUGCUGACUGCGCAGGAGAGACGUAAAAUUAAUCGUGUAUUUCAAAAGAAAUGGAGAGAGUUUAUUGCCAAUAUGUUGAAUCCCAAGUUUAAUUAGAAAAACAGCUUACUUAUGUA
Messenger RNA from Drosophila busckii, 1616 nucleotides. RefSeq names its product adenosine deaminase 2 (gene Adgf-D). The transcript has 6 exons. The coding region runs from base 79 to 1596 and encodes 505 amino acids. The record is from RefSeq and is a predicted model, not a curated record. NCBI's taxonomy places the organism in Eukaryota, Metazoa, Arthropoda, Insecta, Diptera, Drosophilidae. Gene Ontology annotation, biological process: inosine biosynthetic process; adenosine catabolic process. Gene Ontology annotation, molecular function: adenosine deaminase activity.